Messenger RNA from Laccaria bicolor S238N-H82, 687 nucleotides. RefSeq lists its product as uncharacterized. The transcript has a single exon. NCBI's taxonomy places the organism in Eukaryota, Fungi, Basidiomycota, Agaricomycetes, Agaricales, Hydnangiaceae. The record is from RefSeq and is a predicted model, not a curated record. The coding region runs from base 1 to 687 and encodes 228 amino acids.
AUGAUUGGGACACCUCGACACAGAUCCCUCACGCAAUACCCUGCGGCCAUAUCUUCUGUAAAACGUUGGUCUUACUCCAAUCCAAGGGCUGCAGUCCCUGGUUUACGCGCAUUCUUAUGUAAUAACAGCUGUCUAGUGUCGAUGGGAUCACCAAGCUGCCCCUUUUGCCGCAAGCCAUUCGUCGCUAAUCGCAUCGUAAAGUUGCACGUCGAUCGUCCAACGUCGGAGCAGGGUAUAGUAGAUGUUGAGCUGCUGCGAAGGCUUGAUGCAGAGGAAGAGAAACGUCAGGCAGAGCUUGAAUCUGCUAUGGAACAGAGUAAGCAACGCAAGCGGGCACUACGGGAAUCUUUGGAAAGGCCGCAACUGUUGCAAAAAAAGCGCGAGGAAGAGGUUGAAGCUCUCAAACAACAACCCCCUACUGUGGCAGGAAAAACUGCUUCUGGUGUUGUACCUAGUCCAAGGGAGAUUCGGGUCGAUGAGGUGGAUCAGCUUCGCGGGGAAUCUUCAACCCAAUGUAGGGGGGGAUAUUCGAGGUGGGCACCCCGGAGCUCUGCCGCGCCAUCGUCGACCCAAUUUGGGCGGGGAGAAGCUGGAGGAGGUGGGGGGGCAGAAGCUGCAUGGCGGAACGGUUGGCAAGUUAGUUCGUCUUCUAAUUCGGAUGCAAGUUCGGAAGAUGAGUCUUUCUGA